Messenger RNA from Sporothrix brasiliensis 5110, 1383 nucleotides. RefSeq lists its product as uncharacterized. The coding region runs from base 1 to 1383 and encodes 460 amino acids. Lineage: Eukaryota; Fungi; Ascomycota; Sordariomycetes; Ophiostomatales; Ophiostomataceae. The transcript is spliced from 3 exons. The record is from RefSeq and is a predicted model, not a curated record.
AUGAGCUUGUAUGAAUAUCACAAGUGGCAGGACUGGCCACGACCAGGACACUUUCCUUACUAUGUUGGCCGUACCUUUACUAUCCGGCGCCACCGGGCGCCACCGCCAUUUAAAAAUAAGUAUGCAUUCACCAAUGGAAUGCGGCAACAUCAUGAUUACAGCCGGGGACCUCUGGGACUCACGAAACUCGAACGAUGCCUGCGACACCCACCGCAAGAGUGGCCUCUAGACGAAGAAGGCGAUGCAGAGGAGGGCGGAGACGAGGAUGGCAAUAAUGCAGGUCAAGAUGAAGGUCAAGACGGAGGUCAAGAUGCAGACGCGGUGUUUGACCGGGACGGGGUAUACACACUGGAGAUUGUCGAGGAGAUUGUCGCUCGCGACGGCCAUGGCGCCCAGAUUCUUCGCUGCCGCGUGGAAAGCGUCCAUAGCUCCGACAAGCCCGCACCCGAAUCCCAUUUUGUCGCCAAAAUCUACGAUGCAGCUUACUACCGAGACGACGCCGACUGGUUUGGUGACUUAUCGUUCGACGCGGACGGGGACUAUGCGUCCGAAGGACAUGCGUACGAGCAUCUGUGCACGGUAGGCGCCAAUGGUCGGUACACGCCGCGGUAUUAUGGCUCGUGGACAUUUGACUUGCCGGUGCCGCCGAAGGAAGAAGACACGGCCUCGGGUUUGGACUCCGGCCCAAUGCCGCUUCCAGGCUUUGUCCCAGGCUACACUCUGAUCGCCCCGCCCAGGACGCGCCCUGUGCGUCUUAUCAUCAUCGAGUACCUCGCUGGCAGCAGCAUGUAUGCCAUGCUGGUCAAGGGCGUUGUUGACGCAAUGCCCAUUCCGCGACGCCUGGAGGUGAUGGCGAAGACGAUGGAGAGUCUCUGCCAGCUCGAGUUUCUAGGGAUCGAGCACAAGGACUUUGAGCCCCGCAAUGUCGUCCUUCUUGAUGCUGCCCCCAAGACGAACGGGCCCUCGACACCUCCGGCACCGCCAAACACAAUCACGACGAAGACAACGACAACGACGUGGCGACGAGAUCGGCAGAACGAGGUGCGCUGCCCCAUGCACCGAUUCUGGCGCCGGUCGCAAGAGCAGUUUGCGGCGUGGAUACCACACGUCUACCACAUGCGCCUACCGGCGUUCAACGGCUGGCUCAAGCACCGCUGGGCCAGCCAUGUCGACCGCUAUUACACGCCUUCGCCAAAAGAGCGUUAUUAUAGCGGCCUCGACGACGCCACCGAGUACAUUCCUCCCGAGUCGAUAACCUUGCCUGAGACCCGGAUUCCCGGUAGAAUUCUCCACUCGUUUGACCCAGAUUAUGGAAGGGAGCCACUGGAUUAUAAAAAAUAUGUAAAGGAGAAGCUUCGAAGUAUGGGCGGAGGUAGUGCAUAA